Molecule: messenger RNA, 3123 nt
Organism: Lasiodiplodia theobromae
Lineage: Eukaryota; Fungi; Ascomycota; Dothideomycetes; Botryosphaeriales; Botryosphaeriaceae
Product: Glycoside hydrolase family 16
Exons: 1
Coding region: 1-3123 (1040 amino acids)
Biological process (GO): carbohydrate metabolic process
Molecular function (GO): hydrolase activity, hydrolyzing O-glycosyl compounds; acyltransferase activity, transferring groups other than amino-acyl groups
Source: RefSeq, a predicted model, not a curated record
AUGCGGUUCUGCCUGGCCAUUGGCCUUCUCUUUUCGGCCACCGCUGCCGUGGCCGCCGCCCCCGACUGCUCGUGCGGCUUCUACGAUGCCGCCACUGGCGACCUCUUCACCGACUCUCUGAUCCAGUACUUCAACGAGACCUCGGACCUGGACCAGUUUGUGCUUGAGAACUUCGAGCAUAAGUCUGAGAAGAGCUGGAACAGCAAGUUCCGCCAGGGCGCCCUCCCCGACAACGUCGUUGCCAACUACACCGUCUCCAACAGCAAUGUCACCAAUGGCUCCUCCCUCGGCCUCAUCUGCGACCCCUACACUGAAGCCCACCUGGUCAAUGGAGGCAGCAUCAGAUCCAAGCGCCGCGAUAUCCAGUACGGCUCCUUCCGCUCCCUCAUGCGCGGCCCCGCUAUCAACGCCGGCGGCAGUUCCAUGACCAUGAGGCUGCAGUUCAACGAGACCGAGUCCCUCGAGAUCAACGUCAUGAACACCGACGCCUAUGCAACUGCCUGGGUCAAUACCCUGAUGCAGGGCGAGUGGCCAGACCGUGAUCUGGGCAUCAACUACACUAUCCUCGGCAACAGUUCUCUGGUCAACGGCACCGCCUCGCCCCAGGACUUCAUCGAGUUCCGCAUUGACUGGACCGACAAGGAAGUCCGCUACUUUGUCGGCCAGAACAACAGCCGCACCGUCACCAAGAAGGAGCACGGCUCCAUCCCUAUGACGCCCUCGCCCUUGUACUUCCGCCACUGGUCCAUUGGCAACACCUACGCCAUGGAGGGCCCCCCCUACUGGCGGUCUGCCGCCAACGUCGGCUGGAUGCGCAUGUUCUUCAACACAUCGACCAUGACAGACGAGCAGCACGACGACUUCGACGCCAGGUGUACCGUCGAGGAUGCCUGCUCCAUGGACGACAUGAGCCUUCGGCUGGUCUCGCCUUACAACGUCAAUGCUACGGUGAAGUGGAAGCAUCACGAUGCCCGUGGAGGACUCCUCACCGCACCCAUAUGGAUGUCGGUCAUCAUGGCCAUCUUCUCAACCUUCUUGUUGAUCCAUGCGUUCGUCAAGAAGGCGGUCGGCAAACAGGCCGCCGCUGGCCAUGGGCACGGCCACGCGAAGGAAACCGGAUCGGAUUCCGAUCGCUCCUCACCGGUUCCCGCCUACAGAUCCACCGAGCCCAGCAUCAUCGCAUCCAGCAGCGCAACCCCCUUCAACCAAACGCGGCCUUCGACUCCGGACAAGAAGAACAGCGACGAAGCGCAUCCCCGACGCUCGGACUUUACUCCGUCCGCAUCGGGAACCUCGACUCCACUGCCCCGCUACGAGAGCAGGGAAUAUCUUGGCAGAUAUGAUGAGGAUGCGAUAAGUCCUGUUUCCUCGACGCCGACUUUGCCGAACGGCAUCCCUGACUCGUCUGCGUAUCCUCCGCCUUCGACCAGGGCCUCGUCGCUCAAGAACGCCGUAGUCUACACCGACGAUAGUGCCAUGCCUGAGUUUGCACUUCCCGAUUCGGCCAGGGAUUCUGCGCAGACGCUUGUUCCCAGAACUCCCAUCUCACCUCUCAUGCCCAAAUCGCCCUCCUCCCCGGCACCAUGGUCACCAAAGAACAGGGAGAAGGGCUUCGGAACUGCCAGAGUCAAGGAAGUGUCUGAAGAACCCCGGGAGCACCCCCUCAAGACCGCUACAAAUGCGGGUGAAGCUAAACCUGCAGACAAGAUCCCCACCGCAAAGAAGGCACGUGUCGACUACUUGGCCGGACUGGUUGCGCUGUGCUCGAUAUUCGUCACCUUGAUCCAUUUCCAUCUGACUUAUGUGCCGGCCGUGGUCAUUCCUGGAGCUUUCGUUCACUAUCCCAGUGAGCUCUGGGCGGAAAAGCUCAUCUCGCCGUUCAUCAUGAACCAGAUGUGGCUUGGCGUCUUCUUCACGACUUCGACGCGCUUCCUGUCGGCAAGAUAUUUCCGUGAGGGCAAGCUGGAGGUCAUUGCGGAGCGUGCUGUCAAGCGUGCGCCGCGUCUUAUGAUUCCUGUCACUGCCAUGGUCCUUCUGGAAUACUUCUUCAUCGAUGUCGGUGCGACAAAGUAUCUCGAGUACGUGCCUUCGGUGUCUUGGUCAACCUGGGGCUACGUGGCCAAGUUUCCUACCGUGGGCCACUUCAUCAGCGAGAUCCUGGAGCUCGUAUAUCUCAUCCCCAAUGCGGUGCCUCAGAUCACGUUCAACUACUGCACCGGUGUGCUCUGGACGAUUGCGGUUCAGCUGCAGGGAUCCUGGAUUGUGUUGCUCGGAGCAAUUGUCAUCCGCGAGAUCAAGACGCCUUGGAAGCGCUUCGGCUACUACGCCUUCUGUGUGCUGCAGAACUGGUACGCCAGGAAUUGGGGCAGCUUCUUCUGGCUGGGUCUUAUGCUCACCGACCUGGACAUUACCUACAAGUGGCGCAAGUACCUGUAUCCGCGGCCCUUGGUGUACUAUCCGUUGAUCAGCUUCUGUAUCUUUAUGACGCUCAUCGGUUUCACGAUGAACCUUCUGCCACAAUGGGUCAGCUUUAACUUCACCACGCACGAGAACGGGAUCCACCCGGACCAGGAGACUGGUCUUCCCAUUGUGCAAACGGAGCGGUACGGAUACCCCAACUACUACGAGCCCCGCUUCAACAUGCUUCUAUUCGCAGUCGGUAUGCAGGCCAUCGUGGAGCUGUCGACUGUAGUCCAGAAGAUUUUGUCGUUCCCGGUACUGGUUUGGGUUUUCCCGCACAUCUUCACAAUCUACCUCAUCCAUGGCUUUAUUUUCUGGAGCUGGGGCUCCUGGCUCCUCGUAACGUUGGCCCACAGAGAUUUUGUUUACUGGCUAAACGCUCUCCUCGUUGGUGUGACUUGCUACGCAAUCAUCAUACUCUCGUUGCCGAUUGUCACGCCUGCCAUUGAGAUCCUUGGGCGCGACAUCACCAUCAACAUCUGGGAGUUUGCCAACCAGAAACCGGCGCCAAAGAAAGACACGCUGUUCCCGUUCAACAAGUACGAACUUGGCAUGGAUGGAAACAAGAGCGAAGGCCAAGUAGUGGUCGAGGAGGUCAGAGAGGUCAGAGAGGAGCACUACGAGAAGCACCAGGUGAAGUUUGACGAGAAGAACAUCGUCUGA